CCCUUUAUUUAUUUCCAUUUUCCACCACCCGUCCCUUUCCCCACUUCCUCAUCUCCAUAAUAAUAUCCUCCAUAAAUCGUUGACUCCCUUGUUGGAAGAUUUAAUUUAGAGGGAGAAAUUGUAAUAACGGGAACUAAUGGGUGAAGAAGUGAAUGAUGAGAGAGUUCUGUGGUCGGUUGGUCUUCCCGGCACCGAUGAUCUAACGCCGUUGACUCUACAGUUGAUUCCGGUGGAACUUGCUUCUGCGUUCAGAAUCUCGCCGGAAUCCUCAAAGACAAUGACCGAUGUAAAUCGCGCUUCGCAGAAUACAUUUUUUUCUCUCCAGAGGUGGCACUCACAGGAUAUGGCUUCAAUGAAUAACUCCAAUUUCAAGCCGUUUGAUGAGGAGAGGACUAGAGAAGAGACUGUUACUGAAAAAGACGAAACGGAUCAGGGAUCCGAACCGAGGAAGAUCCGGAGGGUUGAAUCCGGCGGCACUGAAGAAGCUGAUUCUGCUCUGUGUAACGAAGAUGAUUCCUCGGCUAAGGCUUUGAAGCGGCCAAGGCUUGUUUGGACCCCACAGUUACACAAGCGUUUUAUUGAAGUGGUGGCACAUUUAGGUAUCAAGAAUGCUGUGCCAAAGACGAUUAUGCAGCUUAUGAAUGUGGAAGGAUUGACACGAGAGAACGUAGCAAGUCAUUUACAGAAGUAUAGAUUGUAUACCAAGAGAAUGCAGGGGCAGUCAAAUGAGGGGCCUUCUUCGUCUGAUCAUUUGUUUACUUCCUCGCCGGCGCCACAGAAUUUGCAUGAGUCCAGUGAGAGUGGCCACCUGCGUAAUACUAAUGGCCACAUGGCAAUGCCAACUCCGAUGCCGUACCAACCACAAAUGGUGCCGAUGCCAAUGAUUGGAAUGGCUAACGGAGGACAUGUAGGCAUGCCAGUUGGGUACGGGGGUGGACCACCAGUUGGGUAUCAUCAUCAGUAUAAUAUGAUGCAACAGCGGGACUGGCCUGGAAAUAAUUUUGGUUACUAUCAUCCUGUUGCUUCUAAUGAUAAAUAGCUCUAAAAGCUGAGUGCAGACCUGUCAGAUGUCAUUUGAUCAUGGAAGAAUCAUGGCUGAUAUCAUGAGUUGUUCUCUGGUAAAAUCUGGGACAAAUUCAAGUUUGACAGCAGAAAGGCGCUUGGUUCGGUCUAUCCUUGCGAUGCAUUUUAGUGAUCUUUUUCCUAUGUUUAGUCCAGUAGCAGCAAAUUGUUAAUAUAACGUCUACCUGUUAUUUGAAUGAUUAAUGGUGUAACGUGUUUUAGUAAUGGGUGUAUUGAACCUUCUUUUUCCGCAAUGGUCCAAACUCAGUAAUAUACCUAAAACAUUGUCAGCAGCCCCUGCAUAUUGGGCAUUUGAAUCUUCAUCCUUCUGUCCCUACUUUAUGGUAUUCUUCUUCCUCAUU
Messenger RNA from Lycium ferocissimum, 1424 nucleotides. Its product is annotated as transcription factor PCL1-like. Gene Ontology annotation, biological process: regulation of DNA-templated transcription. The transcript is spliced from 4 exons. The record is from RefSeq and is a predicted model, not a curated record. NCBI's taxonomy places the organism in Eukaryota, Viridiplantae, Streptophyta, Magnoliopsida, Solanales, Solanaceae. The coding region runs from base 137 to 1039 and encodes 300 amino acids. Gene Ontology annotation, cellular component: nucleus. Gene Ontology annotation, molecular function: DNA binding; DNA-binding transcription factor activity.